Messenger RNA from Eptesicus fuscus (big brown bat), 756 nucleotides. It is a transcript of the gene KCNMB3, whose product is annotated as potassium calcium-activated channel subfamily M regulatory beta subunit 3. Gene Ontology annotation, molecular function: calcium-activated potassium channel activity; potassium channel regulator activity. The transcript has 4 exons. Gene Ontology annotation, biological process: potassium ion transport; detection of calcium ion. Bases 1 to 522 code for a protein of 173 amino acids. Gene Ontology annotation, cellular component: voltage-gated potassium channel complex; membrane. The record is from RefSeq and is a predicted model, not a curated record. NCBI's taxonomy places the organism in Eukaryota, Metazoa, Chordata, Mammalia, Chiroptera, Vespertilionidae.
AUGCAGCCCUUCAGCAUCCCGGUUCAGAUUACACUCCAGGGCGGCCAGCGGCGCCAGGGAAGGACAGCCAUUUCUACCUCAGGGAGGAAGAGAAAUACAGACCACAAUGGUGGAGACCCACCAGAUGGGCACAAGAAGCUGCCGUCCAGUGCUGGAGAGGACCGAGCCAUGCUGCUAGGGUUCACAAUGAUGGGCUUCUCGGUUCUAAUGUUCUUCUUGUUUGGAAUAACCAUCCUAAAGCCUUUCAUGCUCAGCACUCAGAGAGAAGAAGCGAACUGCACUAUUAUCCUCACACGUAUCACGGACGACGGGAUGGACUGCGCUUUCACCUGUGGUGUGGCCGGCCAAGGUCAGGGCAAGUAUCCCUGUCUUCAGGUGUUGGUGAACCUCACCCAUUCGGGCCAGAAAGCUCUCCUACAUUACAAUGAAGAGGCUGUGCAGAUAAAUUCCAAGUGUGAUGUUACAGACUACGAAGUUAAAGAAAAGCAGACAUUGACAGUUUCUGAUGAGCACAAACAGUAAGUGCAGUCACAGGCCAAGCUUCUUGCUAGGAACAGCAAGACUGGGAAGAGGUCUUAAAUUUAGUGACACUAUUAUUCUAUAUUCUCAGUACAAUAACACAUGCAUCUUGCUGUGUCAAAUACUUUUUGGGCCAUCAUUAAAAGAACAUUUAAAAACAUUUUUCUCCUAACGAAUGCAGUAUACCACAGGACUUCAAUUCAUUGAAUGACAAAAUAUAGAGAGAUCGAUUUGCUA